AUGGGUCCCUCCCCCGAUCACACUCUCUCGCCGCCUGCAUAUCUUCCAGAAUCCCCGCGACAUUGCACAACAAAAGUUCUGCAGAGAAAAGGGGGGAUGUCUCACAUGACAGGAAAUAUGUCACGGGGUUCUGGUGAAUUUGCAGGCGAAAAAGUCGGCAAAGCGAGGGCUGAUUUGGCCCACAAGGCAUCCUUCAUCCAGGUUGUUCGUCGCCGCGUGCAUUUGGUGAAAUGUGCGGGUGGGGUGUACCCGGUGGAUGAGGGGAGUGCGGUGGGAGGGUGGACGGUUGAACGGUUGGACCGUGGACGGCUGGAGACCGAGCCCAGCGCGGUUAGGGACGGGUCCAUUGUCGGAGAAGGUUGGGAUACUGCGCCAGCCCACAACAGAUUACCCCAGGCUAGUUCUGCGGCGUUGCGAGGACAGCUUCGUUUAAUUUCCCCCAUCGGUAUCCACUCGAUUCUGCCUCCUGUCAAAGUCCCCUCCCCGAACAGGAAACGGUUCCCGAACCGCCUCCCGCACGGUUGCUUGUUCGCCCAGGAGACCCAGGGGACAGUCGAGUGA
Messenger RNA from Chaetomium globosum CBS 148.51, 561 nucleotides. RefSeq lists its product as uncharacterized. Bases 1 to 561 code for a protein of 186 amino acids. The record is from RefSeq and is a predicted model, not a curated record. Lineage: Eukaryota; Fungi; Ascomycota; Sordariomycetes; Sordariales; Chaetomiaceae. The transcript has 5 exons.